AUGGGUUCACCACUCAGCAAGAUCGCAUCCUACUUUCCUCGAAAAGAAGAUGUAUGCGUACUCAUGUUGGGUCUCGAUGCAGCUGGUAAAACGACCGCUCUCUAUGCCAUGAAACUAGGUGAAAUUGUGACAACAAUUCCUACGAUCGGUUUUAAUGCUGAAACAGUUGAAUUUAAAAAUAUCACAAUGAUAGCUUGGGAUGUCGAUGGUCGUGACAAAAUUUGA
Messenger RNA from Rotaria sp. Silwood2, 225 nucleotides. The record is from the annotation of a GenBank genome assembly. NCBI's taxonomy places the organism in Eukaryota, Metazoa, Rotifera, Eurotatoria, Philodinida, Philodinidae.